Chlorella variabilis is the source of this 162-nucleotide messenger RNA. RefSeq lists its product as hypothetical. NCBI's taxonomy places the organism in Eukaryota, Viridiplantae, Chlorophyta, Trebouxiophyceae, Chlorellales, Chlorellaceae. The annotation marks the transcript as partial. Gene Ontology annotation, molecular function: hydrolase activity, hydrolyzing O-glycosyl compounds. The record is from RefSeq and is a predicted model, not a curated record. The transcript has a single exon. Gene Ontology annotation, biological process: carbohydrate metabolic process.
GUGCUGACGGGAGCGCUUGUGGGCGGCCCCAGCGGGCGCGACAGCUACAAGGACGUGCGCAGCGACUACCAGAGCAACGAGGUGGCCAUGGACUACAACGCAGGCUUCACGGGGGCGCUGGCGGGGCUGGUGCACCUGCUCCCCGACGCCGCCGCGCAGUGA